AUGUCAGGUUUCUACGACGAUAGCGCUGGGUUACACAGCAACCCCUUUGCCGGACAGGACGAUGAGGCAACAGCCCAUCCAUUCGCAUCGAGUCCUCGUGAACCUAUCGGCUCUUCGUUAUUAGAUCCUAGCAAUGAGCCUUAUGGCAGCAGCAGCAUCCAUGAAGAUGACAAUGAUGGUAAUAAUGGCCACGAUAACGAUCAUGACAAUGGAGAUGAACAUGGGUUCCGACAUGAUGAGACGUCGGAGAAUAUUCCCGGUCAAGAGCAACAAGAACAUGAAAAUGACCAUGGAGAUGAGCAUGCAGCGGUAGAUUCAGCUCCAGAUUCCGGAUCGUCUACUGCCAAUGCUUCAGGAUCUGGCGCCACCGUGAACCAAACUGCUACAGAUAAUGCCCAUGUUAAACCGACUGGAUCGACGACUUCUGGCAAUACAGCUGGUUCGGCGGCAAGUGGUGCUGUGUCGAGUUCUAGUACUGGUGUUGGUAAGAGACCAAAGAAAUAUAAAUUGGCUCUCAAAGUGACAGGAUUAGAACGUCAAGGUAAAAAGGACCCUAUUAUUCAUUUCGACGCUUAUACUACAUUACCAAGGUUCCGAACAACUACUUUUAGAGAUAUUCGCAGAACUCACCACGAGUUUAUCAAGUUCUUUGAACAUCUGAAUGGAGCUAAUCCCGAAUGUUUUGUGCCUGCAGUGCCACCAUCAGUGACGUCGGCAGGUGCUGGAACUGAGGAAGACGAGAUCAAGGUCAAGGCCAAUAUCCAAACCUGGCUUGAUAGGGUUAGUAGUAACCCAAUUCUUGCUCGAGAUGAAGAGUUUAUAUACUUUAUUGAGGCCGAUUUCGGAUACUCACCAGUCAUCAAGCGAAAGCCUCCUGCUACAGGAUUAGCAAGAAAAGCCAUGAAACAGCUACAACCCCCCUAUGAUGAAGUGAUCGAAUUGCAUGAAUUAAGGCCAUUAAUUAAGAGAGUGUAUCAACUUGGUCUAGAAGCAAACACCAAGCUCGACAAAGUGACCAAGACUCGUCGUAGCCUGGGUAUUGCAUUGACUGAUUUCGGUACCAAGACAGCUGCGGCAAGCUCGCUCGAGUCUCAUCAGGGAAUGAUAAAUAUGUGGCGCAAACUCGGUAAAACAUUAACUAAUAUCGGUGAUAACGAGGCAGUUCGAGCUACUGCUGAGGCUGCUUCGUUUGGAGACGGUAUCAAUUGGGUGGCCAGUAAUGCCUAUGUUGCAAAAGAAGCGUUGACUAAUCGACACCUGUUAAUGAGAGAACUAAUCAAGGCACAAGCUAAUACUAAAUCCAAACAUCAAGUGGCUGUGCGAGUUAAAGGGUCGACGAACAUCAACCCCAUCAAAGUGGACGAAGCAAUCAAUGCACUCGAAGAUGCAACACAUGUCGAAGAGCAGCUGACGAACAAAGUGCGUCGUGUCAGCGACAACAUGCUUCUUGAGAAGAGAGCGUUAUUGGCCAACAUUGAACACGACGUAUUCAACUACAUUGGCGAGUACGCACUACGAAUCAUCGAGUGCGAGCGACGAGCCCUUGCCACCUGGGAGUCCAUUCGAGCCGAUGUUCGUGCUGUCGAUUCCAACGGCGGUCUUAGCAGGUUGGGUCGAGAAUCGACUCCUGCCAACCGAAGAACUGCACUUGCCCAAAGCCAGGGUGCUAAAGGAGAUGCAUGGAGCGGCGACCGUCAGGGACGUGCAGCCGACCUCUCAAAAGCUGCCGAGAAGCUUCUGUACCGCGACAAACCGUCGUCUACUGACGGCGCACUCUCUAAUGGCCGGCAGACAGUCGACGACGAGGAAGAAGACCUCCUCCGCAAAGACGAGGAAACCGUUGUCGACGCGCGAAAUGCUGCCAGUCUUCUCGCAGGGUCUACAUUCUAA
Molecule: messenger RNA, 1890 nt
Organism: Sugiyamaella lignohabitans
Lineage: Eukaryota; Fungi; Ascomycota; Dipodascomycetes; Dipodascales; Trichomonascaceae
Gene: VPS17
Product: Vps17p
Exons: 1
Coding region: 1-1890 (629 amino acids)
Biological process (GO): retrograde transport, endosome to Golgi; intracellular protein transport
Cellular component (GO): retromer complex; retromer, tubulation complex; endosome
Molecular function (GO): phosphatidylinositol-3-phosphate binding
Source: RefSeq, a predicted model, not a curated record